UAACUAGUGGGUAGUGCCUUUUUCCUUCUUUUUUUUUUCAUUUCAAGAGCUGUGGUAGGCUGGUGGGUGUUGUUCCAAACUCAGAGAAAGCAAGCAGGAAGGGAUGGAGCUCACCAACAUCCCCUAUCUUGCAUCAUCUUCCUCCUCCAGCAUCUUCUACUCCAGCUACAGCCGCUGUACCUGCAGGGGCAAAAAGGCUGGGAACCUGGUGAUAACAGCUUCUGCAGCUGGUGGUAGGUGUGCUGCUGAUUUGGCAUGUUCACAGCUUGUUGAGCAAGAAAAUAAAGACGCCCUUUCAGGUCCUAGAUCUUCCUGGCAUUAUAGAAGGAGAGAGUUUGCUUCUGCCAUUUUGCUCCCUUUUCUGCUUCCUCAUGUUGAUGUCUCAAGCGCGGCUGAGACAUACAAUGAAUCAAUCAUUCGAAGUGGCGUGAGGACUGUCUUAACCAAGGCCAAGGCUGCUGGCGUGCUUCGUUUGGUUUUCCAUGAUGCAGGGACUUUUGAUGUUAGUGACAAAUCAGGUGGCAUGAAUGGCUCUAUAAUAUAUGAAGUUGACAGGCCUGAAAAUACUGGGCUAAAUAGAUCCAUAAAGAUAUUAGGAAAAGCAAAAGCAGGAAUCGAUGAUAUUCAGAAAGUGUCAUGGGCGGACUUGAUUGCUGUGGCUGGUGCUGAGGCAGUUGCGCUCUGUGGUGGGCCUGAAAUUCCAGUAAGGCUAGGACGAUUAGAUUCCAGUACUGCUGAUCCAGCUGGUAAGCUCCCUGAAGAGACAUUGGAUGCAGCUGCUCUAAAAACAUUAUUCAGCACAAAGGGUUUUUCACCGCAGGAGAUGGUUGUUUUAUCUGGUGCACACACAAUUGGAGGCAAAGGAUUCGGGAGUCCAAUCGUUUUUGACAACACCUACUUCAAAGUGCUCCUUGAGAAGAAGCCUCAAACAUCUUCAUCUGGCAUGGAAGCAAUGGUGGGGCUGCGCACGGAUUGGGCACUCACUGAAGAUGACGAGUGCUUAAGAUGGAUUAGGAUAUAUGCAGAGGACCAAGCUAGAUUUUUCGACGACUUCAGGGAUACAUACAUCAAGCUGGUAGAUAGUGGAGCCACGUGGAGAACAGCUUAAUUAGAAUUUUCCAUGGCUGUAAAAUGCAAUGAAUUUUUCCUAUAUAGGCAGAGGCUCGUUCGAAACAUACGAGUUUCAUAGAAUUUUUUUUACCAAAAACAGAGCAGUUUUUUCCAGGCAAAAUGCCAAUUGAACACAAAAGACGCAGUCUCUUGUAAACUAACUAGCAUUUUGGAACACCAAUGAGUUGCAAUUCUCAAACCAGAUAGAUGAUC
Panicum virgatum (switchgrass) is the source of this 1323-nucleotide messenger RNA. RefSeq names its product putative L-ascorbate peroxidase 6. NCBI's taxonomy places the organism in Eukaryota, Viridiplantae, Streptophyta, Magnoliopsida, Poales, Poaceae. Gene Ontology annotation, molecular function: heme binding; peroxidase activity. The coding region runs from base 104 to 1108 and encodes 334 amino acids. The record is from RefSeq and is a predicted model, not a curated record. Gene Ontology annotation, biological process: hydrogen peroxide catabolic process; response to reactive oxygen species; cellular response to oxidative stress. The transcript has 11 exons.